Molecule: messenger RNA, 1209 nt
Organism: Brassica oleracea var. oleracea
Lineage: Eukaryota; Viridiplantae; Streptophyta; Magnoliopsida; Brassicales; Brassicaceae
Product: F-box protein At1g30790-like
Exons: 1
Coding region: 1-1209 (402 amino acids)
Molecular function (GO): protein binding
Source: RefSeq, a predicted model, not a curated record
AUGAAUACCCAUCACAAAAAAGAACUCUUGGAGUCCAGGGAGGAGGGGGACAAGAGACCCCCAGGUAAUAAGCUACAACUCCUCCCUUUAGAUAUGGAGGUGGAGACACUGACUAGAUUACCCGUGAAGUCUCUUAUGAAGUUCCUAUGCGUGUCCAAGAUUUGGUCUUCCCUUAUCCGAAGCCAAAGAUUCGCCGCGUCUUACUACGCUAGGUCCUAUGAGACGCGUUCAAGGUUUAGGGUAUUCGUCCAUGGUGGUGCCCAGCGUCUCCUCAUCUUCUCGGGAGAGGAGGAAACUUUCUCUUCUUCUUUGGAUGCCAAUCUAGACAUGACAGUACCCUCAGUGACCUUGGCUCACGGCGGCUUCAGGUGUACUUCCGUCCACGGCUUUUUCGGCUGUUGUCAUGGUUCAAAUUUCACUAUAUGUAACCCUAGCACGGGGCAAGUCAUUACCUUUCCCUGCAAGGGACCGUACACAUCCUUGGGAUACGAUCCUGUUGAUGAUCAAUUCAAAGCCUUGACCCUGGUGCCAUCUCUUUAUAGUAACCCUAGUUUCAUAGAGCACGAGGUUAUAACUCUUGGAGGACGAGGAGGAAGAGGAGUAGUAUCUCGUAGUAACGUUACCUCUCCAACUUAUUGCCCUAUGACGAAGGGACUAAGCAUCAACGGUUUCUUGUAUUAUGGUGCUUGGGCGCCAAGUCACAGGACGACUCCUGUGUUUGUGUGUUUUGAUGUUAGAUAUGAGAGGAUACUAAGUUUUAUCACAACGCCUAAGGAUGUCCUGGUUUGUGAGGCUUUUUCAAUAUUGAUAGAAUACAAAGGGAAGCUAGCUGUCAUUGUACCAAACCCUUUUGGUGAUCCUUGUUUCGACCGUUUUGAUCUAUGGAUACUGGAGGAUGUGACGAAACAUGAGUGGUCCAAACAAACAUUUGAGCUUCCCUUGUCUCUUCCCUUCACUGCUGGAAUGGGUAAGAGAAUGAUCUCCCAGGGAACCAACAAGGCUGGUGAAAUCAUUUUCUCCCCAACAACUCUGCCAGACCGGGCCCAGCCCUUCUAUGUUUUCUACUACAACACAGAGAGGAAAGGCAUGAGAAGAGUCAGGAUCCACGGAGCCGCGGAUACUGAAGAGUUCUGGAGCCGUUAUGGAUUCACAGGCAUUUGUUGCGCCUCUUUCUCGCCUCAACACGUUGAUAGUAUUGCUUUUUUAUAA